Messenger RNA from Tetrahymena thermophila SB210, 1977 nucleotides. RefSeq lists its product as hypothetical. The record is from RefSeq and is a predicted model, not a curated record. Lineage: Eukaryota; Ciliophora; Oligohymenophorea; Hymenostomatida; Tetrahymenidae. The transcript has a single exon.
AUGAUUAAGUGCAGCUAUCAUGAUCAAAACGAAGGCAAUUACGUAUGUUUCAGUGCUCUCUGCAAAGAUAGGUUCAAGACUUUGUGUCUUCAAUGCAUAGGAUAAGAUAUGCAUAAAAUUCAUCAAUACUGUUAGUUGAAGGAGCUAUUCGAGAAAAUUAAUGCAUAGAAGAUUCUUAAAAAAAUGAAAAAUGAGGAGAUUUUGUAGGAGAUUACUAAUGCAGGUAAUAACAUUUGUGAUAGGAUUUAAGAAGAGAUAAACAAAUUGCUAGAAUUAAAAUAAUAGCUUUAAAAAAGCAUUUAAUUGAUAGUCAGUCAUUUCACUGUGCAUUUAGAUUUAGAUACAGGGAUGGAGCAUGAUGAUCCCGCUUCAAAAUGUACUAAUAAUGAAGAAGUUGAGACAUACCUUUAAAGCAUCAUUGAUUUUCAAAGCUAUUCUUUAGAUUUUUAAAUAGACUCCAAACAAAAUUUUUUAGGAGUUUAGUUAAAUAGCAUAAAAAAUUUAUUCUCUUCAGAAAGGUUUCAGUUCUACAAGUAUCCACUUGAAAAUUUAAAAGAAAGGAUUUCCGAAGUUAGAAAAUAUUGCAAUUAAAUAAAUCAAUCCCAGAGCGAAUUUGAGAUAAGCCUGAGAAAAAAGUCUGCAGCUGCCAAGUGUUCAUCAAGUACUUGCAUAAAUUCUAAAGACGCCAGUAAUUGUAAUGGCCAUAAAUCACACGAGAAGAGUUAAAAUAACUCUGGUAAAAAACUAAAUCAGUUAAAUAGUACUGAUCAGAAUCUAUACAAUAAUAAAACAAGGAAGAUGAGCAUGCUUUUAAAAGAUUCUUUAUUUAAAAAUGGUCACUUACAGAAUUCGACUUGUAAAGAAGCAAUUCUAAAAGUGUAUGAUAAUCUUAAUUUUUAAGUAUUGCUUGAGGAUUUUAUGAAGGAGCUAGAGUCAAAUUCUUUGGAAUAAGUAAAAUUACUUGUAUUCUAAGAUAAAUAGACAAUUUCAAGCUAGGAUAUCAAUAAAAUCUUGAAAAAAAUACAACUAAGAAGCCAAAAUUUGAUUGCUUUCAAACUCUAAGCUAAUACAAAAGUGCUCAAAAUGUUUGAUAAUGAGAAGAUUUCAAACUGGCUCAAUAAAAACUAUUAAAAAACCUUGCAAGCUUUUGAUUUAAGUCUUGUCUUUACCAAAGUUAAUGAAUAUGAAAACUACUUGAAUAUUUUAUAAUAAUUAAAUCUUUAAAACCUUUAAGAAAUUCACUUAAAUUAUAUUCUAAGCUCAAUUCCAAAAUAUGAAAGCUUAUUUUAGAAGCACCAUAAUUUAACAAAUAUAAACUUAGAUAUAUUAUACUCUCUUCCUUCACAAGUUGAAGAGUUUUUCGAAGCAUUCUUUUACAAUUAAAUAAAAUCGCUAAAAAUAACUUCACUUUAUCUUAACUUCAAUAUAAAAAAUGGAUAGAAAGGAAUCGAAUAUCUCUCUUCAUUUUCUCUUGACUGUUCUUUUCUAUAAUACCUUAGUCAUUUCCUAAGUUUAUAGAAAGAUACUUUAAAGGUAUUCCAAAUCUCAGAAAACGUGAGAUUCAACUCCUCCUUACCCCUCGAGUCUUCGGUUUUUGUUGAUCAAUUAAAUAUUCCUCAAUUGAAAAGUCUGAGAGUUUCUUUUAACUUGAUUGGGGAAGAAGAUGCAAAGAGUCUUCUGUAAUAAAUUGAAAAAAAUUUUCCAUAAAUUUAAGAAUGUCAUUUAUUCUAAGAGUUUGAUUAAUUAUUUUAAAGUUCAAUUUCAAAAAAGAUGCUUAGCUAUUAAAAAAAUAAAAUGAUUCAAGUAUUAGCGAUAUUAAAAUGGAAGCUAAUUCAUUAUCCAACAGAAAUAAUAAUAGACAUAUUAAAUAUUGUCUAUAACUAAUAAAAAAUAUUUGAAUUGGAUAACAAUUUGAAUUAAGUAGGUGUUAUUUCAGGAAAGCAACAAAAUACUAAUUAUGCAAGUUAGAAUGAAUGA